Messenger RNA from Xenopus tropicalis (tropical clawed frog), 3057 nucleotides. It is a transcript of the gene emp1, whose product is annotated as epithelial membrane protein 1. NCBI's taxonomy places the organism in Eukaryota, Metazoa, Chordata, Amphibia, Anura, Pipidae. The record is from RefSeq and is marked provisional. Gene Ontology annotation, cellular component: membrane.
CAGCAGAGCAGUAUUUCUGUAAGGAUCUAACGUGCCAUCCUUAAGAAAACAAACAUGUUGGUCCUUCUGGCUGGAAUCUUUGUGGUCCAUAUUGCAACAGUGAUUAUGCUCUUUGUUGCCACCAUUUCCAAUGUUUGGUUGCAAGCUAUUCCAGGAGUGGCUGGUACUUCUGGAUCCCUGGGUAUCUGGUUGGCUUGUUCUGGGACAUGUUCAAGUAUAUUUGGUUCUAUUCCAGAAGAAAAUCAUCCUUCCAUGAGAGCAAUUGAAGCCUUCAUGAUCCUGGCCAUUAUCUUUUCCUGCUUUGCCCUGUGUUCCUUCAUUGGGCAGUUGUUUAUGCUGGAAAAAGGAUGUCGUUUCUACAUCACUGGGGCUCUAAUGCUUGUUUGCUGGUUGUGCAUAAUGAUCGCUGUUUCCAUCUACACGGCCAGAUUUGCAAAUGCUAAUUUAAGCCAAUAUUACCAUGGAUACUGCUUUAUACUGACCUGGAUCUGCUUCGUCUUUAGUUUCAUAAUUGGAAUACUCUACCUGGUGCUCCGGAAGAAAUAAACGUCCAGUCCCAUAUGGCACAUGAACUAGCAGCAACCCCAAGUGACAAACUGCAGGCACGCAGGCACACUACAGGGAAACCACUCCUUUUAUUUUUUUGAAUAAUGUGGCUAAGAAUAAUUAUACGCCCUAUGUAGUUCAAAAAGGCAUCUCGAAGUCCAUUAGCUAGUUAUACAUAUUAUAUCAACUGUCACAAGACAAUUAGAAUGUUGGUACUGCAGUGGCCUCAUACCAAGGGGGUUAAUUCGCAUUUUAGUGGGUUCGCUUCUAAACAUAAAGAAAAUCAGAAUUUAAUUUUGAAAUAAGCAAAGUAUUUUUGUUAUUUUAAUUUAUUGAAACAGUAGCCUAACCGUUAUUUCUGAUAGGAUAGUUCAGAUUGCAGUAUGACUGGGCAAUGUCACUGCAUCACUGCUAAACAAAACCGCUCAUUCUCUUGGCAGUAGUGGGUCCCACGCUUAAAGGGGUUACGGAUUCCUAAUAUAACCAAUGGUAGAACGGUUAGUUGCUCAGCCAGGCCUACUUGUAUUAACUAUAGAAAUAUCUGAGUUCAAUGAAGUUACCUUAAAAUUAAUAUUGCGCUCCUCAGGGUUUUUGCAGAGUUAAGAAUAUCCUGUUGUUUUUAUGAAAAUGUAUUUGGAAAUAUUGUCACUUCAAUGCUUUGUAUAGAGGUACCAGAAAGAGUAAAGGUCCUCUGUAUAUCUGUUAGCAAUCAGAAGUAUUGGUAAAAUGUAGACUAUAGGCAUAGGAUAUGAAAUUAUCAUCAUAAGGAUGAGCAGUGAUGUUAUUGCCCGCGAGCAAAGCCCCUUAUAUUAACCUGGUGCAGAAAAACGAAGACAAAAUAAAUGAUAUUUCUGUUUAAUUCUGUUACUAAGCCACUCUGAGCAAAAUGCCUUUCAGUAAUUUCCACAGUGGAUCAAAUAAUAGUUUUACGUUUUUGUUUGUAACUAGGUGUUGGAAUAGUAUUAUGUUGGAGUGAUCACAAGAGCAGGAGAUAAUGUGAAGGACUAACUGGAGUUCAUGCAUGUAUUAAAAAUAGACAUAAAAUGUGUAUUUCAGAUUCUGCACUAUGGCACUGGGAGGCCCAGAAAUCUGGAAGGGGGCAGCUACAUAUCCCAGUAUUUAACUUCUCUUAAGACAAAUCUUUUGCAAACCCAAACCCAAAAUUACACUGUCAGGCAUCAGAUGAAUAAUUUGUCCAGCCCCCUUCAACUUAACAUUUAGAUCAUAGCAGGAGCCAUGAGUGAGCCAAGAGAACAUGCAGUGCCCUAACAACACAAGCACAAUGCUAGUGCAGUGACAAUAUUGUGUUACAUGGAUUACCAUUAGUUACAAUGAGAUGCACUGGAAUAAUAUGGCCGGGUAUAAUGUCCUGGUAACAGGCUCCCUGAAGGACCAAGUCCUUUAACAUUCUUAUGGCCUUGUGUCAUUAUGGCCAUGGCAAAAUGUUUUCCAUGUCCCUUACGUAGCUGUCUCAACCUGCCCUACCCAUUGUUUUACUCUAUGCAUCCCUGCCUGUCCAUGGUUGUCACUGCAUUCAGGAGCCAUGCCUAGUUGUCCCAGUCUGCUUAGAUCAUGCUUUGGCUUUGCUGCUGGCCAUAUCAGUCUCUGGGUGUCCCUGUAAGCUUGAUCCAUGACUUGUAUUACCUGUCUCCCUACAAGGGCCUAGUUGCCUCUUCAGCUUGAUCCAUGCCUUGCUUCCCCUUCCUGCCAUACCAGUGCCUAGCUGUCCCUGUGUGCCUUACUGUGGUCUUUUGCCCACUCUUUCAACAAAUACUUGUCUCUCCAUACCUAACCCAUGUCUUAUACUUACUUUCCGUACCAAUAUCUACUUGUUGCUGUAUGUCGAACCCAUGUUUUAGUUUCCUUGUGUGAUUUACCAAGUAAACCCUCCGUACCAAACCCAUUUAAUUUUUACCCCCAACAAAAUGUACGUAUUCAUAAAAGCCCCACCAGAAGUUAGUUUUUCCUGCUAGCCCAGGCUGUUCUGACUCCUGUCCUGUUGUCCCUUUCCACCUUAAUGUCCUUUCUAAUGAUUAGGGCCAGCCUUAGUUUAAAAAAUUACACUGGGCAACAAUUAGUGAACCAACACAACAUUCAUGAUGUUUAUUCCCUUUUAGUUAAUAUUUACAGGAUUUAAUAAAAUAAUUUACAGUUUGCACAAAGCAUAUUGUAUCUUACAAGAGUAUAUACAAAAAGAAAAUGGUCAGACUGGCACUGCCUUCUACGUGGUACCCUGUUUAGUCACACAGAGAUCCUUUUUGUAGCCUAGCCUUGUAAAUUCUGUUUCUGUAUUGCUCUCCAAGUCUCAAGUCUUUUUAUGUAUAUGGGUAAAAUAGCUUUUUUUCUUUACUAUUACAUUCCUACUAACGGGCAUUGUAUAUACAAUUAAAGAUCAUGGGGCUACUGCUUUUUGUGGAAUAGAAAUUAACAUAUAUUUUAUGCACUAAUUGUAAAUAUUUUGAUACAAUAUUAUAUGUCUCCAAGAACUGAAAUACAAUUCUUGCUCAUCCA